This is a messenger RNA of Arachis stenosperma, 1755 nucleotides long. RefSeq lists its product as uncharacterized. NCBI's taxonomy places the organism in Eukaryota, Viridiplantae, Streptophyta, Magnoliopsida, Fabales, Fabaceae. The coding region runs from base 1 to 1755 and encodes 584 amino acids. The record is from RefSeq and is a predicted model, not a curated record. The transcript has a single exon.
AUGCCAAAACAUUUUACACUACCUUCCUCACUCGAGCCAUAUAAGGGGAUUGGUGACCCCCGGACUCACAUUAAGAAAUUUCAGUCUAUGAUGUUCUUUAAUGGACCUAAAAAUGAACCUAUUCUUUGCAAGGCUUUUCCGACCUACCUCGAUGGCGCGGCCCUCCUUUGGUUCUCAAAACUACCUGAAGGAUCAAUCUCUUCCUUCGAGGAAUUGGCAAGAUCCUUCAUAGACUACUUUGCUGCUGCCCGCAUUUAUGUGCACGGAUCAGAUUAUCUCGACACCAUCCGCCAAGGUCCCCAAGAAAGCUUGAAGGAUUAUUUAACCAGAUUCGCUGACGCAACAAUGGAGAUACCCGAUCUAGAUCCUACUGUCCAUCUCCACGCCAUAAAAGCCGGCCUCAAACCGGGAAAAUUCAGAGAAACAAUUGCCGUCACAAAACCGAAAACCCUGGAGGAAUUCCGGGAAAAGGCCGCAGGGCAAAUGGAAAUUGAAGAACUCCGAGAGGCCGAGAAAGUAGACAGAAGGCAACCACGAAAGGAAGAAAGCCGAACAAUCAGAUCAGGGGACAACAGAGACACCAGAAAAACGUUUAAGCUUACACCAAAGUUUGACAACUACACCAGGUUCAACACCAAGAGAGAGAGGAUCAUCAAGGAAAUACUCAACGCCAAAAUCAUCAAACCCCCUGUUAGGGCCGGAAGCUACCAAGACCAACGAUUCGUGGACAGGACCAAGCACUGCGCCUUCCAUCAGAAAUAUGGUCAUACCACCGACGAGUGCAUCAUAGCCAAAGACUUGCUGGAAAGAUUAGCCCGGCAAGGACUCCCAGACAAAUACAUCGAAGGUACAAGGCACAAAGGAGCAAAAACAAAUCCAGAUGAGCAACAAACUCCGAGGAACAAAGAAACCGACAAAUGGCCGAGCAACAAUCCCCCAAAAGGAAUUAUCAAUUGCAUAUCAGGAGGAUUCACAUGUAGCGGAGAAACAGCCUCGGCACGAAAAAGAAGCUACCGCACUAUGCUAGCAAUCGAAGGAACAACCCCACACUAUAAUAAAGAAGUCGACGACCUCGAAAUCACUUUUAACCAAUCAGAUAUAUGCUCGGCCACACCAAAUACAGACGACCCUGUGGUGAUUUCCAUCCAAACAGGAGAGUUACUGGUAAGAAAGGUCCUUCUGGACCCAGGUAGUAGUGCAGACGUUCUCUUUUAUUCUACCUUUUUAAGAAUGAACCUAUCUGAAAAACUAAUACAACCCUCAUCCGGAGAACUCGUGGGGUUCUCCGGAGAAAGGGUACCGAUAAAAGGGUAUAUAUGGCUAAAAACGACAAUAGGUGAAAAUCCAUUAUCCAGAACCUUUGAUAUACAAUACCUGAUAGUGGACUGUAUUAGUCCCUACAAUAUCAUUCUCGGGAGACCUGCUCUAAACAUGUUCAGAGCGGUGAUAUCAACCUUUCAUCUCUGUGUUAAGUUUCAGGCACAGGACGGCAGAAUAGCAAUAAUCCAUUCAGACCGUCAACAAACUCGGCAAUGUUACAACUCUAGCCUAAAAAGGUCAGACACGAGACAGAAGCAACACGAGGUCAAAGCAGUACAAACUAGGAAGGAAGUCCUAUCCCUAGCCGAGCUUGACCCCCGAGGAGACACACAAGAAAGACCUCAACCAACGGAUGAACUUCAGAAAAUCCAACUGACAUCAAAACCAGAACAGGUAACGUACAUUGGUCAAGCGCUACAAGAACAAGAAAGGUAG